Molecule: messenger RNA, 8994 nt
Organism: Coregonus sp. 'balchen'
Lineage: Eukaryota; Metazoa; Chordata; Actinopteri; Salmoniformes; Salmonidae
Source: the annotation of a GenBank genome assembly
GAGACCGGAAUCGGCAAAGCUGUAAACUCUUUGCGCAAGCAUGGGGAUGCAGGAGAAGUCGUCAGGCUAUUGGUCAGUCACUGGAAGAAAUUGGUUCCAAAAGAAACCUUGAGGUAUUGUACUUAACACAUUUGCUUUGGAAUAAUUUGUAUGAUGAUUGUCCAGUGUUCAUUACUAACGUGUUUGAAUUUCUCCCUCAUUCAGCCAUACAGAGAAGGAUGAUGCUUCGCAGAGCAAGCUUUUGGUAACUGAAGCGGAGAUUCAAAACUGUUCAAAGGAGGCGUGCUCAAAAAUAGAGGACCAAAGUAAAAAUGCUUCAAAAGAUGAGUGUUUAAAAACUGAUGAGGAAAACCAAGAUGGGCCUACUUCAAAAGAAGAGCAUUUGAAAAGGGACGAGAAUCAAGAAAAUGUAAAAGAUGAGCAUUUGAAAACUGAAGACAAAAACCAAGGUACUGCAGAGAAGGCUCAUUUACAGGAAGUAGAUGGAGACUCAAAUGAAUUGAAGAAGGAUCAUUUUAAAAGUGAGAAGGAAAACAAGAAUACUUUGAAGAAGGACAAUUCCAAGGAUGAGUCGAAAAAACACAAGGGGAAACGAGAGGGUUUAAUGGUUUCUGAAAAAAAUCAUCAUUGGAGUAGAAAUUCUGAAGAUGACAAUGUUGUGCUUGGAAGCACAACAUCUAAGAGCAGCCACAAGAAAGCCAAGUCGAUUUCCAGGGAAGAAUCUAAAAACAAUUCAGAUAACGGGGGGAAAUGUGGGACGUGGAAAGAGUCCAAUAGAAAAACACUGCAGUGUCCAAAACCAUCCAGCGAUGAGUCUUCAAAAUCUAAACCUGAUAGAAAAGGGACAGUUAUUGACAAAUCCAAUGACCAAGACAACAAAAAAGCUAAAAAAGUGAGUGACUCCUUAGGUUGUAAUGGAGAGAGGCCGAAACCAAGUGAAAGAAAGCAAGUCUACCAUGAAGACAAAAAAAAGACUGUACAUGAGGGAAAAGCGAAGACUAAAGAGAAAAUGGCGACGAUUAUUGAGGACAAGCCGAAUGAGAAUGAGGUUGAGGUGCCCUCCAUGUCUUUUGAGUCUUUCUUAAGCUAUGACAUCAACACACCUAAGAGGAAGAAAACAUCUGACAGUAAAAGAACUCCAAAGAAAUUCAAGACUGUUGAAAAAGAAGUAAAGGUUGUGAAGACACCCAGCACGAAAUCCAAUAAGCAGUUACCUGCGGCGACUGCAGAUCUUUCACCCCCUAAAAAGGUACAUUUGGCAUGGAGCUUUAAUGCAUUACAAAUGUUUCAUAAAAAUGUUUUGUGCUGACAUUCUGACUCAACAAUGUCACAUUGAUCAAGGACAUCCUUUUUUAAGGCUAUGAAGGGGUCUGUGAUGGACUUGCUUAAUAUUCCAUUGCCCACAUUUCUACCUGAAUAUGACGAGCUCUCCAACUUCAACUACUACGACAGGAAAAGUGAGUUUCAAAUGUGGUGGUUUUUUCCCCCAAGGGUUCGUUGUAGAUUGUAAGUUUGCACAGCUUGCUCAAUGUAACUCCACUGAACACGUAGUUGUGUGUCAUGACUUUAAUUUGAGUUAAUCUUGCUGUGUAAAAUGCAGGGCUCCCUUGUUAGAGACAUUGGUCUCAAUGGGACUCCCUGUUGAAUAAUCUAAAAUAAAGUGUAUUUGCUGGGUUUUAUACUUUAAUUUGUUUCAGUGGAAGACAAGUCUAAAGUCUCCGUCUCUGAGGGUCCGGUCUUCACUGGUCAAAGACUCAACCGGAAGAUGCAGGUCUAUUCUGGUGCCAAGUCUGCCUUUCUCCCAACCAUGAUGUCUUUGUACCAGCAAUGUAUCCGGGCACUGCAGAACAACAUUGACUGUGAGUAUGGCCCAGGCAGAGAACCUCAACACUCACACACAGGCAGUCCUUUGGACGGAGAGAACGUUAACGCUCUGAUCUUUCCUUAGUGCUCUAUGAGAUCGGAGGGGUCCCAUUUGAAAUCCUUGAGCCAGUACUAGAGCGCUGUACACCUGAUCAGCUGCUUCGUAUUGAAGAGUGCAACCCGGUAAGAAUCCCAGUCUUGAGUUGAUUUUGAGGAGGCCUGAUUUAAGUGUUGUGCCUGCAAGGGUUAAUGCUGGAAAGACCUCCCAUCACCUAACUUGACCCCUUAUUUUGACUGAUCAGCCAAUAGAUGGGUUGGUUGUUCAGCAACAAAACUGACGCGCAUAAUGACCACUUGUUGUCUCCUACAUCGGUACAGUUGUUGGUUAGCUAGCGAAUUUUUGUGAAAUUAGCAUAGACAUGACAGUCAACACAAAACAAGACAUGGUAUCAAGAACAAGAUAAAGCUAGCUGAAACGAGCCACCUACGAUUCCCCACAUGGCAGCUUCUUCUCAUUGUUGCUAGCUAUCUGGCCACCCAGAAUCACAACAAGACUUCUGCCCCAUUGAAUCGUGCACAUCAUUUUCAUGAUGUUGUCAGCUAAACAGUCUAUGCUCUCUGACAGAUGUAUGUUGGAUUGACUGAUCACUUAUGGGAGAAGCACUGUCAGCGGGACUUUAGGAAUGCCCAGCUGGAGGAAUACGAGUCCUGGCGAGAGAUGCACAUGAGGCUAUCUGAGGAAAGAGAGAGGAAGCUCCAAAGACUGACAAAAACCAUAGUCUCUGCUCAUUCAGGAAAACCCAAAGGUGUGUGUCAAGCUGCUAUUCCAUCACGUUUUUGUUGAUUUGUAUCGCUUCACAUCAUUCACAGGAAAUCCUUAACAUUCAAGUUCUUGGACAGGUCAAAAAGUAACCAUAGAUGUCUUUCCAAUCAGCCAUUGGAUAGUGCUCAUGCUCAGUUGACGUUAAGUUGUUAUGCUUCUGUUUGAACUGAGAUCGUCCUCUUUACAAACUCCAGUCUCUGGUUGAAAGGGACUGGGCAACAGUUGGACCAGUUGUUUUGAAGUGAUCUCCUAAAUGCUGGCCAGGCACUGGGUUAACGUAGACCUGACCAUCUGUCCCCUGACCAUCUGAGGCUAUGAAUAGAUCUGAAGUGAGACUGGCUACGGGGUUAAAUUAAACCUUGUCAAUUUGUCAUGGCCUCGGCUGGCCUUUUUAUGUAGAAUUUGAGAGGUUCCAAAAGACUUUCCCGUCACUGACUGGGGUUCUGUAAAAUCCCAAUCUCCCCAUUUCUAACAGUAAACUAAAUGCUAUAGUGCAAUUAUCCCUUAAAAUGUAAAAAAAUAUAUACUUACAUUGUGUUCUUUGAAUUAUUAGGUCAAACAGCUAUUUGGUUUAAAUCUCUCCAACCAUAUCAUCUAAACUCACACAGUUGGCAUAUUUACUUACUGUAGGUAUUUUCACUAAUACUAGUUGUUUUGGAAUAAGAAUUUGUCUUCUAAAAGUGAGUUUUUCCUGUUUCUCACACUCCUAGGCCGGCAGGUGAAAAUGGCGUUUAUUAACUCUGUUGCCAAGCCGCCUAGAAAUGUGAGAAUCCAGCAAGAGAUCCAUGGAACUGCUAGACAUCCACGAAUCCAGCAGGAGAUCCAUGGAACUACUACUGGUGCUGUACUGCCGCCUCACCCACUGGACAGGCCCAGGUCUGUUCCCACCAUCCUGUCAUUAAUUCCCAUAUUGACCAUGGUGGCAAAGAUACCUACUUACCAAAUACAUUAUAUAUAUAUAUACACACACACAGUGAGGGAAAAAAGUAUUUGAUCCCCUGCUGAUUUUGUACGUUUGCCCACUGACAAAGACAUGAUCAGUCUAUAAUUUUAAUGGUAGGUUUAUUUGAACAGUGAGAGACAGAAUAACACCAACAAAAUCCAGAAAAACGCAUGUCAAAAAUGUUAUAAAUUGAUUUGCAUUUUAAUGAGGGAAAUAGGUAUUUGACCCCUCUGCAAAACACGACUUAGUACUUGGUGGCAAAACCCUUGUUGGCAAUCACAGAGAUCAGACGUUUAUUGUAGUUGGCCACCAGGUUUGCACACAUCUCAGGAGGGAUUUUGUCCCACUCCUCUUUGCAGAUCUUCUCCAAGUCAUUAAGGUUUUGAGGCUGACGUUUGGCAACUCGAACCUUCAGCUCCCUCCACAGAUUUUCUAUGGGAUUAAGGUCUGGAGACUGGCUAGGCCACUCCAGGACCUUAAUGUGCUUCUUCUUGAGCCACUCCUUUGUUGCCUUGGCCGUGUGUUUUGGGUCAUUGUCAUGCUGGAAUAGCCAUCCACGACCCAUUUUCAAUGCCCUGGCUGAGGGAAGGAGGUUCUCACCCAAGAUUUGAUGGUACAUGGCCCUGUCCAUCGUCCCUUUGAUGCGGUGAAGUUGUCCUGUCCCCUUAGCAGAAAAACACCCCCAAAGCAUAAUGUUUCCACCUCCAUGUUUGAAGGUGGGUAUGGUGUUCUUGGGGUCAUAGGCAGCAUUCCUCCUCCUCCAAACACGGCGAGUUGAGUUGAUGCCAAAGAGCUCGAUUUUGGUCUCAUCUGACCACAACACUUUCACCCAGUUCUCCUCUGAAUCAUUCAGAUGUUCAUUGGCAAACUUCAGACGGGCCUGUAUAUGUGCUUUCUUGAGCAGGGGGACCUUGCGGGCGCUGCAGGAUUUCAGUCCUUCACGGCGUAGUGUGUUACCAAUUGUUUUCUUGGUGACUAUGGUCCCAGCUGCCUUGAGAUCAUUGCCAAGAUCCUCCCGUGUAGUUCUGGGCUGAUUCCUCACUGUUCUCAUGAUCAUUGCAACUCCACGAGGUGAGAUCUUGCAUGGAGCCCCAGGCCGAGGGAGAUUGACAGUUCUUUUGUUUCUUCCAUUUGCGAAUAAUCGCACCAACUGUUGUCACCUUCUCACCAAGCUGCUUGGCGAUGGUCUUGUAGCCCAUUCCAGCCUUGUGUAGGUCUACAAUCUUGUCCCUGACAUCCUUGGAGAGCUCUUUGGUCUUGGCCAUGGUGGAGAGUUUGGAAUCUGAUUGAUUGCUUCUGUGGACAGGUGUCUUUUGAGAGGGGGUCAAAUACUUAUUUCCCUCAUCAAUUUAUAACAUUUUUGACAUGCGUUUUUCUUGAUUUUUUUGUUGUUAUUCUGUCUCUCACUGUUCAAAUAAACCUACCAUUAAAAUUAUAGACUGAUAAUUUCUUUCAAAACCAGCAGGGGAUCAAAUACUUUUUUCCCUCACUGUGUAUAUAUAUACAUACACACAGUACCAGUCAAAAGUUUGGACACACCUACUCAUUCCAGCAUUUUUAUUUUAUUUGUACUAUUUUCUACAUUGUAGAAUAAUAGUGAAGACAUCAAAACUAUGAAAUAACACAUGGAAUCAUGUAGUAACCAAAAAAGUGUUAAACAAAUCAAAAUAUAUAUUUUGAUUCUUCAAAUAGCAACCCUUUGCCUUGAUGACAGCUUUGCACAUGCUUGGCAUUCUCUCAACCAGCUUCAUGAGGUAGUCACCAGGAAUGCAUUUAAAUUAACAGGUGUGGUUUGUUAAAAGUUAAUUUGUGGAAUUUCUUUCCUCCUUAAUGCGUUUGAGCCAGUCAGUUGUGUUGUGACAAGGUGGGGGGAUAUACAGAAGAGAGCCCUAUUUAGUAAAAUACCAAGUCCAUAUUAUGGCAAGAACAGCUCAAAUAAGCAAAGAAACGACAGUCCAUUACUUGGUCUUUUACUAAAUAGGUAUUUUUACAUGAAGGUCAGUCAAUACGGAAAAUGUCAAGAACUUUGAAAGUUUCUUCAAGUGCAGUCUCAAACCAUCAAGCGCUAUGAUGAAACUGGCUCUCAUGAGGACCGAUAAGUUCAUUAGAUUUACCAGCCUCAGAAAUUGCAGCCCAAAUAAAUGCUUAACAGAGUGCAAGUCACAGACACAUCUCAACAUCAACUGUUCAGAGGGGACCGUGUGAAUCAGGCCUUCAUGGUCGAAUUGCUGCAAAGAAACCACUACUAAAGGACACCAAUAAGAGACUUGCUUGGGCCAAGAAACACGAGCAAUGGACAUUAGACCGGUGGGAAUUUGGUCUGGAGUCCAAAUUGGAGAUUUCUGGUUCCAACUGCUGUGUCUUUGUGAGAUGCGAUGUAGGUGAACGGAUGGUCUCUGCAUUUGUAUUUCCCACCGUAAAGCAUGGAGGAGGUGUUAUGGUGUGGGGUGCUCUGCUGGUGACCCUGUCUGUGAUUUAUUUAGAAUUCAAGGCACACUUAACAAUCAUGGCUACCACAGCAUUCUGCAGUGAUACGCCAUCCUAUCUGGUUUGGGCUUAGUGGGACAUCAUUUGUUUUUCAACAGGACAAUGACCCAACACACCUCCAGGCUGUGUAAGGGCUAUUUUACCAAGGAGAGUGAUGGAGUGCUGCAUCAGAUGACCUGGCCUCCACAAGCCCCCGACCUCAACCCAAUUAAUAUGGUUUGGGAUGAGUCGGACCGCAGAGUGAAGGAAAAGCAGCCAACAAGUGCUCAGCAUAUGUGGGAACUCCUUCAAGACUGUUGGAAAAGCAUUCCAUGUGAAGCUGGUUGAGAGAAUGCCAAGAGUGUGCAAAGCUGUCAUAAAGGGUGGCUAUUUGAAGAAUCUCAAAUAUAACAUAUGUUUUGAUUUAAGACCUUUUUAGUUACUACAUGAUUUCAUAGUUUGGAUGUCUUCACAAAAAAAAAUGAAUGAGUAGGUGUGUCCAAACUUUUGACUGGUUUGUUUAUUUAUAUAUACAUACACACUCACCAAAAAAAAAGUCCUCUCACUGUCAACUGUUUAUUUUCAGCAAACUUACCGUGUAAAUAUUUGUAUGAACAUAACAAGAUUCAACAACUGAGACACAAACUGAACAAGUUCCACAGACAUGUGACUAACAGAAAUUGAAUAAUUUGUCCCUGAACAAAGGGGGGGUCAAAAUCAAAAGCAACAGUCAGUAUCUGGUGUGGCCACCAGCUGCAUUAAGUACUGCAGUGCAGCUCCUCCUCAUGGACUGCACCAGAUUUGCCAGUUCUUGCUGUGAGAUGUUACCCCACACUUCAACCAAGGCACCGGCAAGUUCCUGGAUAUUUCUGGGGGGAAUGGCCCUAGCCCUCACCCUCCGAUCCAACAGGUCCCGGACGUGCUCAAUGGGAUUGAGAUCCGGGCUCUUUGCUGGCCAUGGCAGAACACUGACAUUCCUGUCUUGCAGGAAAUCACGUACAGAACGAGCAGUAUGGCUGGUGGCGUUGUCAUGCUGGAGGGUCAUGUAGGAUGAGCCUGCAGGAAGGGUGCCACAUGAGGGAGGAGGAUGUCUUCCCUGUAACGCACAGCGUUGAGAUUGCCUGCAAUGAUUACAAGCUCAGUCCGAUGAUGCUGUGACACCGCCCCAGACCAUGACGGACCCUCCACCUCCAACUCGAUCCCACUCCAGAGUACAGGCCUCGGUGUAACGCUCAUUCCUUCGACGAUAAACGCGAAUCCGACCAUCACCCCUGGUGAGACAAAACCGCGACUCGUCAGUGAAGAGUACUUUUUGCCAGUCCUGUCUGGUCCAGCGACGGUGGGUUUGUGCCCAUAGGCGACGUUGUUGUCGGUGAUGUCUGGUGAGGACCUGCCUUACAACAGGCCUACAAGCCCUCAGUCCAGCCUAUUGCGGACAGUCUGAGCACUGAUGGAGGGAUUGUGCGUUCCUGGUGUAACUUGGCAAGUUGUUGCCAUCCUGUACCUUUCCCACAGGUGUGAUGAUCGGAUGUACCGAUGCUGUGCAGGUGUUACACGUGGUCUGCCACUGCGAGGACGAUCAGCUGUCCGUCCUGUCUCCCUGUAGCGCUGUCUUAGGCAUCUCACAGUACGGCCAUUGUAUUUUAUUUCCCUGGCCACAUCUGCAGUCCUCAUGCCUCCUUGCAGCAUGCCUAAGGCACGUUCACGCAGAUGAGCAGGGACCCUGGGCAUCUUUUCUUUUGGUGUUUUUCAGAGUCCGUAGAAAGGCCUCUAGUGUCAUAACUGACCUUAAUUGCCUACCGUCUGUAAGCUGUUAGUGUCUUAACGACCGUUCCACAGGUGCAUGUUCAUUCAUUGUGUAUAGUUCAUUGAACAAGCAUGGGAAACCGUGUUUAAACCCUUUACAAUGAAGAUCUGUGAAGUUAUUUGGAUUUUUACAAAUUAUCUUUGAAAGCAGGGUCCUGAAAAAGGGACGUUUCUUUUUUUGCUGAGUUUAUAUGCCAGAAAAUACCUUAUUCUUGAUCUGUUUGACAAUCCUACAUCUUCAUAUGGAGUUGCUAUCCCUUAGAAUAAUUCAUAAUUUUAACUAAAGUUAUUUAUUUUUCAGUCAAUGGCUUGAUAAACUAAUUUUUCAAAUAUAAUUUCAUAAGAUUGGUAACUCAAUUUUGAGCCUAAUGUAUUCCCUAGAAUAGAGGACCUAGUUCUGCUACAUAACGCAUGGUUGACAUUCUACUAAAUUGUUUACUCAUGUCAUUGUACUUUCAUUGUAGCUCAAAAUCGCCUGACCACGGACAGCGUUUUGUUCCUGUGGUCUACGCACUACUCCCCCAAAUGAAAAUAACCAGCAACGGUUGCUAAGCAGAGCCAUAACCUGGCUUUUAGAGAUUGUGAUAGUGCUAGAUGAAAUACCUUUUGCGUGAGGUUAGGCGAGAGUAGAGACCAGAGGAAAGUGCUGGAUAAACUGGUUUCAUUCUGCUUGUCUUCGGUUAGAUGUCCACUGCUGGUGUGUACAUAGUCCCUGCUCUGCCUUGACUCUGCCAUCUGUAGCAUGGUUUAUUUAGAUGUUUCUGGUGGUGCUUUUGAACUGAUGCUAUUUAAACCUGUUUUAAAAACCGGACUUGUUCAAAAUCCAAAAACAUGUUGAGUGUUAAUCCUUUACUUGUCUGUGCGUGUGUGGUUUACAGUUUCACUAACAGUGUGUUGAUAUGAAAUCAUUUUGGGGUGUGUACGAUUGGGAUGUAACCGUUAGAGCGUGGCAUCUACAUUAACACUAUGUACUGCCCCUCUCCUUAGUGUCAAGGCCCAGGAAAACAGAGCCAGACCCUGUUAUGUUGAGCCCCCUAAACCUAGCACCACUGUCUCUGGGACCAGCCAAGCACAAGACUCCCGCAAAAAAACA